This is a messenger RNA of Bipolaris zeicola 26-R-13, 321 nucleotides long. RefSeq lists its product as uncharacterized. The record is from RefSeq and is a predicted model, not a curated record. The transcript has 2 exons. The coding region runs from base 1 to 321 and encodes 106 amino acids. Lineage: Eukaryota; Fungi; Ascomycota; Dothideomycetes; Pleosporales; Pleosporaceae.
AUGCGGUACCAUAUUGGCUCCCUACCAGACAACGCUGAUCGCGAGGCACCGAUCGUGUCUUUGCAAACGGUUGCUCCCAUCGAAACCUUCUUGGCCUCUUGUCCUCGUCGGCUCAGCACUACCAGCGACAUUCAUCUGACAAUCCUAUGGCGCCUUCGCAGUGCGACCCUGACAGGCUCAGCUCGCGACAUGUCAGCCUUUUCCCCGCCCCGUGCUCCACACGCCGUAGCCGGGCCAAAGGUGCGAGAAGACGCUUAUCAAUUGUGUUUCAUGUCUGAAGGAUUCUCACUCGACACCGAUAAAAAGGCCAUUCAACCGUAA